ACCAAAAUGUCCCAGUUCGCAGGUCGCGACCCCUGAGACGGCAGAGUUUGAAUGUUGCACUUCCCCUUGGUGGCAAAAUUCAGGUUGAGCGUUUGGUGGGCGCUGGUGAGUGGAGACUGAGUGGCCGAAAGUAUUGGACAUUAAGCUAGGGGAUCUGAUCCAUGAGGCUACAUUACAUUUAAUGGUCAUGUUCCCCUUAGGCAAGUUCCUCUUGACUGUGAUGAUGACAGUUCCUCAGCCUUUCCUUAUUUUAGGCAGUUGACAGUUUUGAGGCAGCCUCUAAAGAGAAUAAUCAUCACACUUAUGGCAGGGAUUUUGUGUACAGUAGUUCAGAGGCCAUUAGGCAGACUACAGACUGUGACAAAAAGCAUGGAGUCUCUUGUUUGUGCAGAUUGGAUUCGUCACAAAUUCACCAAGUCAAGAAUUCCAGAUAAAGUGUUUCACCCUUCACCUGAAGAUCACGAAAAGUAUGGUGGGGAUCCACAGAACCCCCAUAAACUGCAUAUUGUUACUAGAAUAAAAAGUACAAAAAGACGUCCAUACUGGGAAAAAGAUACAAUAAAGAUGCUUGGAUUAGAAAAAGCACAUACCCCGCAAGUUCACAAGAAUAUCCCUUCAGUGAAUGCAAAACUGAAAGUGGUCAAACAUUUGAUAAGAAUCAAGCCCCUGAAGCUGCCACAAGGACUUCCCACAGAGGCAGACAUGGCUAACACUUGUCUCAAGAGCACUGGAGAAUUAGUAAUACAGUGGCACCUGAAACCUGUGGAGCAGAAAACUUAAGUCCUGAUGCCAGAACAGCUUCAGACUAAACAAUGCAAAUUGUUUAAAAUGAUGAGAAUGUUUUCAUUAAAAUAGAUUUUAAAUACCA
Otolemur garnettii (small-eared galago) is the source of this 868-nucleotide messenger RNA. It is a transcript of the gene MRPL30, whose product is annotated as mitochondrial ribosomal protein L30. Lineage: Eukaryota; Metazoa; Chordata; Mammalia; Primates; Galagidae. Gene Ontology annotation, molecular function: structural constituent of ribosome. The transcript is spliced from 7 exons. Gene Ontology annotation, biological process: translation. Gene Ontology annotation, cellular component: large ribosomal subunit; mitochondrion. The record is from RefSeq and is a predicted model, not a curated record. Bases 304 to 780 code for a protein of 158 amino acids.